AUGUCAACAUUACGAGAUGUAGUUUCAGAUUCCUUGUUUCUUAUUCUUCUGCGAAUUGCUCAAAAUUGCUCAAAGCUCUUAAACUUUCAUAUACUACACGAAUAUUCUUCAUUAAAACUUCAAUCAUGGAAACAUAAGGGACACCUUACUCAUGAAAUAAUUGCUGGUGCUGCUGCUUUUGAAGCGAUGAGGCACUACGAAAAAAAGAAAGAAGAACAAACCGGCCAAAAAGACAAACAUGCUUUUCUUAAAGAGGCAUUCGUAGCAUUUGCUGCUGGUGAGGCAGAAAAACUCAUUGAAACAAAAGGUCUUGAUGCUAUUGAUAAAGCAAAAGCAAAAAAACAUGCGGAAGAACAAGCUUCGCAGUUAUAUGAUG
Molecule: messenger RNA, 376 nt
Organism: Dentiscutata heterogama
Lineage: Eukaryota; Fungi; Glomeromycota; Glomeromycetes; Diversisporales; Gigasporaceae
Source: the annotation of a GenBank genome assembly